Messenger RNA from Parnassius mnemosyne (clouded apollo), 1068 nucleotides. The record is from the annotation of a GenBank genome assembly. NCBI's taxonomy places the organism in Eukaryota, Metazoa, Arthropoda, Insecta, Lepidoptera, Papilionidae.
AUGACGAUUGAAGGCAACAAGGACGAAGCAGACAAAUGUAUUGAAAUCGCCCAAAAUGCUUUUUCUGCUGGUAACGUGGAAAAGGCCGAGCGGUUUUUGUUGAAGGCCGAACGCUUGUAUCCUACGCCGCGAGCUAAGGAACUUCUUAACCGUGUUAGAGCUGCGGGUCCGUCGAGUGCUGCACCAAAACGAACUCCACCAAGUACGCCUAGCGCUGAGGAUGUUAGGCGAAGAAAAGCACCAUCACAUCAGGCGCCUCAAAGAGAAUACACUCAGGAACAAUUAGCCGCUGUCCGAAGAAUCAAUACUAAAUGCAAGGACUAUUAUGAAAUAUUGGGUGUGACCAAGGAAGCCACUGACUCUGAUAUUAAGAAGUCCUAUAAAAAGCUAGCUCUUCAGCUACAUCCUGACAAGAAUCAUGCGCCAGGAGCCGCUGAGGCUUUUAAGGCUAUUGGUAAUGCAGCAGCAAUCCUCACCGACCCUGAGAAGAGAAAGCAGUAUGAUCUGCGUGGUGAGGAACCCGUGCACUCGCCCCACGCACACCAUCAGACGUAUUACGCUCGUGGGUUCGAAUCUGACCUUACCGCUGAAGAGUUGUUCAACAUGUUCUUCGGGGCGACUGCGUUCCCGGGCGGGGGACCCACGGUGUACAGCCGACGGCGCGCGCGCGAGCCGGAGCCGCGCGAGGCUGCGGGCGGACUGGUGCAGCUGCUGCCGGUGCUGGUGCUGGUGCUACUCUCCAUGAUGUCCGGCUUCUUCAUCAGCGAGCCCGUUUUUAGCCUGACGCCCAGCUUCAAGUACCCGGUGCCCAGGGAGACCGUCAACUUGAAGGUACCAUACUAUGUGAAGGAGAACUUCCACACCGACUACCAAGGAUCCUUAAGGCGACUCGAAAUGGCCAUAGAAGAGGAGUAUAUAGUGGGUCUACGUCACGCGUGUCAGCGUGAGCGCAACUAUCGCGACAGCAUGGCGUGGAAAGCUCGAAACUUUGGCGAUUCCAAACAGUACGCCGAUGCGCAGAGACUGCGCACGCCCAGCUGCGAGAAACUGCAGAACCUGCAGCGAUAA